UUGUCGCAAACAAGUGCAAGGUGUUGAAUAUCACGUGGUCUCCGAGUUGAUGGACGUAAAGCUGAUACACAAGCUGGCACUCGGCUCAAACGCAGCUAACAUGGCGAUCAGCGUUUCAAUUUUUUGCGUAUGUAUGGCUGUCGUUUCGGUAACAUCAGCCAUGAGCGUCACCACUGUGUCACCGUUCCUUUGUCAAAACAGUACUGAAUGUAGCGCUCAUCAGUGUUGCUCCAAGAUUCCAAGCAUUAUGGCCGUCAGCAAACGACAGUUAGGUCCUCUUCCGGAUCUCCAGUUUUUCGUUAGCUCUUCUUGUAAACCUUAUAUACCAACAAACGGAUCCUGUGUGAACGUGAUAUCAGUCAAUGGUGACUGCGGCUGCGCACCAGACCAUAUCUGCAAAUACUUCCCGGAGUUAAAUGGACCGUUCCUCCAUCCAGGAAAACGUGACUUUUUCCCAGGAAAUCCAUUGGCAUUUCGGUGUGUUCCAAAAGCUGCUUGACCAAACAAUAAAACAAUUGAUUAAUCAA
Molecule: messenger RNA, 527 nt
Organism: Mizuhopecten yessoensis (Yesso scallop)
Lineage: Eukaryota; Metazoa; Mollusca; Bivalvia; Pectinida; Pectinidae
Exons: 4
Coding region: 50-499 (149 amino acids)
Source: RefSeq, a predicted model, not a curated record